AUGAGAGAAAAUAUAACGCUAACCCUCAGCACGAGGGUUUGCGUGGGUUGUGCAGCCCCUGGCGUUCCUUCGCCUCAAUUGAUUGGCGAGGAGUUAGGAGGAGAAGAGGCAGCAGCAAAAGGAGAAAAAGAUGAAUUUGUUGGUCUAACAGAACAAGAAUUUACAUUGGGGAAACAUCCUGUAUUGCCUCUGAAUUUCUCCCUUUAUGGCAUUUGUCCAGGAGAGACAAGACGACUAGGAAUACGAAUUAAGUAA
Eimeria maxima is the source of this 255-nucleotide messenger RNA. RefSeq lists its product as hypothetical. The transcript has 5 exons. NCBI's taxonomy places the organism in Eukaryota, Apicomplexa, Conoidasida, Eucoccidiorida, Eimeriidae. The record is from RefSeq and is a predicted model, not a curated record. The coding region runs from base 1 to 255 and encodes 84 amino acids.